Messenger RNA from Perkinsus marinus ATCC 50983, 2325 nucleotides. RefSeq names its product Protein white, putative. Gene Ontology annotation, cellular component: membrane. Gene Ontology annotation, molecular function: ATP hydrolysis activity; ABC-type transporter activity; ATP binding. Bases 528 to 1895 code for a protein of 455 amino acids. The record is from RefSeq and is a predicted model, not a curated record. NCBI's taxonomy places the organism in Eukaryota, Perkinsozoa, Perkinsida, Perkinsidae. The transcript is spliced from 2 exons.
CUCCAGUAGUUCAUUGUUAUAUGGACCCGUCGAUAAACGGAAGAGGAGACCUGGAAACUGGUGUAGAGACUUUUUCUGGUGGUAAACUACAUUUCCCCCUCCCAGAACGCGUGCCUUCGCUUGGAUGGAAGGGGAUUAACUUCACCGUUGGUAAACGCAAGAUUCUGAAGGAUUGCUCGGGUGUUAUCCACCCGGGGGAGUUUACAGCCGUUAUGGGCCCGUCGGGGUCUGGUAAAACUACUCUGAUGAACAUCUUAAGUGGAAGACAGAAUCCUUCUGGUCGCAACCUGAAGGUCGAAGGCGUGGUGACAUUAGAUGGUCGGGUUACGGCUCCUUCGAAGUUCCGUGAUAGCAUCGCUUAUGUGAUGCAAGAGGAUGCUCUCGUAUCGACGAGCACUCCUCGAGAGAUACUCGAAUUUGCGGCAACUCUAAAACUGGAUAAGAGCAAGCAAGAGGUAAGAUGAUAUACACGGUUUGCAUAGGUGUGAUCCUUGGUCCGUGGUCAGAUUAAGACUAUCGUCGACGAUAUGUUGGAGUACCUACGCCUGACUUCUUGUCAGACUACUAUGGUGGGAAACCAACUGACCCGAGGUAUAUCUGGUGGCGAACGCAAGAGGACUUCGAUUGGGGUGGAGCUGAUAACUCAGCCAAGUAUGAUAUUCUUGGACGAACCUUUAACUGGUUUGGACUCUUAUGCGGCUGUGACGACCUCGAGGAUCCUCAAGGGCUUGGCCAGGCUUGGUGUCACGGUUCUUAUGACAGUUCAUCAGCCUUCAAGUGAAGUAUUCGAACUCUUCGACAAGGUCAUGGUCAUCAGCGAAGGGGAGAUUGCCUACCAUGGCUUGAGGACUUCCCUUUCUGACUUCUUUAUUAAGCAUGCCAAGCUGACCUGCCCACCACAUUACAAUCUCGCGGACUUCACUCUAUACACACUCCAGACUGAGCGACCUGAGGUCAUUGCCGGUUUAGUUCAAGCAUACAAGGCUGAGAUCAGCGAUGGUCGUGAUGCUAACGGCUCUACUCUGGAAAAGGAUGUCCCUGAUGGAGCUGCUCAUACUCGCAAUAUUAAACCGCCAUAUCGAGCCGGCCUUCAUAAACAAUUCCAUAUGCUCGCUUUACGUGAGUUCAAAGCCGUUAUGAGGGAACCUAGCGUGUUCAUUAUACGCUAUAUUGUGGUUCUGUUCACGACCCUACUAUUGGGAUGUAUCUUCCAUAACGCUGGUAGACCAGGCUCAGAGCUCUUCUGGCUGAUGAAUGUACGACUCUUUCAGCCCUAUUUCUCUGCUGUAGUUAUGAUGUGCUUAAUGCAGCUGUUCGGUCCAGCUCAAACAGCGAUUAUCCGUUAUCCUGAGCAACGUAUGGUAUUCUUAAGAGAGUACACCAGUGGCAUGUAUUCGGUUAUCCCCUAUGUGGUAUCCAAGACCAUGGUGGAAUUACCCUUGGCACUGCUGGAAUGCUUCCUUCAAGUCGUCGCCUUUUACUGGAUUGUGAAUCUGCAGGGCAACUUCGUGUUGUGGUUGUUGCUUCUAUGGCUGCUCAAUCUGGUAUCAACCUCUCUGGCGCAGCUCUUGGGUGCUACUACUUCAACCAUAACCAGAGCCAUGCAGUUGAUGCCUUUGCUCUUCAUGCCUCAAAUCGCUUUCUCUGGCCUUUUCAUCAGCCUCGACAGGGUUCCUGUGUGGCUACGCUGGGGACAGUACAUCUCAUACCUCAAGUACGGCGUGAACCUUGGUUACUUCAUUGAGUUCGGCUUCGAUAUGCCGACUCUAGCGAAGAUGAACUCUAUAUACGCCAAUCUACUCGGUCUUGACAUUGGCGUGCUCCUCGGCAUGCUUAUACUUUUCCGUAUUUUGACCAUAGUCGUGCUCAGGCGCAAGGCUCGCUAUGUUCAUUGAUACUCAAUAGAAUCUUAUUCUUGCGCACUUAUCCUUGCGGCAUACUGCAGCCGCUGGAUAAACUACAUUUAUAACAUUUGAAAAAGUUAUAUGUCCUUGUUGAAAGCAAGUAGAUGAUUGCUAUAUGAGUGCAGAGCGCCCAGGCGAACACUUUCUGUGCGUUGAUGAAGGCGGGGCGACUCUGAACUAGCAGUCGUUGCCUAUUCGUUGUGUUACACUCCAGUAUUGGAGGAGAAGCAGACGUUGUACUGCUGUAGUGAGGCUAGGAAUAGCGUAGAGCUCCAGAGCUGUUGUACCCUGUUGUGUGAUGGGAAUCUUAUUUCGUAACUAGUACUAGAUGCCCGUGUACGCGCUUCUUGGUAGAACAUCACGACGAUAGAGCUUCACAUUCGUUAUUUAUUGGAGUCUUAUUUUUUGUCUUCUCCAUCGU